This is a messenger RNA of Esox lucius (northern pike), 4492 nucleotides long. RefSeq names its product WD repeat-containing protein 37. Gene Ontology annotation, molecular function: protein binding. The transcript is spliced from 16 exons. Gene Ontology annotation, cellular component: preribosome, large subunit precursor. NCBI's taxonomy places the organism in Eukaryota, Metazoa, Chordata, Actinopteri, Esociformes, Esocidae. Bases 210 to 1790 code for a protein of 526 amino acids. The record is from RefSeq and is a predicted model, not a curated record.
AGGCCACUAGCAGUCAGCAGCUGGCUAGUAGUUAUCAGUAAGUGAAGAGACGUCAACAAGGAUCCCAGGAAAGGGUUAUUUCUGUUGUUGAAAAUGGCAAGAUGCUCUAUCGCAAUAUAAAUUUAACGGCACCUUCAAAUAAAUACCUGGAUUUCUCGUCUUGAAGCUCACCGUUCCCACAUAGAGAGGUUGGAGGUCUCUGAGGAGGGAUGCCUGUCGAAAGUGGAAGCAGUGCUGCCUCUCGCCAGGCCAAGCAGAAGCGCAAGUCCCACAGCCUGUCCAUCCGCAGGACCAACAGCACAGAGCAGGAGCGUGCAGGUUUACAGAGAGAGAUCCUGGAGGGACAGGAUUCCAAACUGCCAUUACCUCUGAGGACCAAUCUCCUGGACUUGUUUGGUCAGAUCGAGAGAGAGUUUGAAAACCUCUACAUUGAAAACAUUGAGCUGCGUAGAGAGAUAGAGACACUGAACGAUCGCUUGACUGCUGAAGGACAAACCUUUGAUGGAGGAGACAUGACCAAAGGGGCACUUAAAGCAAAAGCAAGUCAUAGCACAAGUCAGCUUUCACAAAAACUGAAGACCACUUAUAAGGCAUCAACAAGCAAGCGUUCACAUUCUUUCCAUGGCAAAGUAGGUGGUGGACCUCUUCCCACCUUCAGUGUGGGGAACAUUGUGGAGUUGUGGGGUGAAGGCUCAAGGAUCGUCUCCAGUUUCAAGGCCACCACGUCCCGAGCGGUUUGCCAGCUGGUCAAGGAGUAUGUGGGCCACAGAGACGGCAUCUGGGACCUCAGUGUCACCAGGACCCUACCGGUGGUGUUGGGCACGGCGUCAGCAGACCACAGUGCCAUGCUAUGGAGCAUCGAGACGGGAAAGUGCCUCUUGAAAUAUGUGGGCCAUGCCGGAUCAGUGAACUCUAUCAAGUUCCAUCCUACGGAACAGAUGGCUCUUACAGCGUCUGGUGACCAGACCGCCCACAUCUGGAGAUUCAUGGUGCAGCUCCCUGCCCCGCAGUCAGUAGCCGAUAUCACCCAGACGCCCUGCGACGACGACGUGGACUUCUCGGACAAAGACGAGGCGGACGGCGACGGGGACGGGCCCAACGAGUGUCCAUCCGUCCGCACGGCCGCCACUACCCUGCGGAGCCACCAAGGGGUGGUCAUCGCUGCUGACUGGCUGGUGGGGGGCAAGCAGGCGGUCACGGCAUCCUGGGACCGGACGGCCAACUUGUACGACGUGGAGACUUCCGAGCUCGUCCAUUCGCUCACCGGCCAUGACCAGGAGCUGACCCACUGCUGCACCCAUCCUACUCAGCGUCUGGUGGUCACCUCGUCCAGAGACACCACCUUCCGGCUGUGGGACUUCAGAGACCCCUCCAUCCACUCAGUCAAUGUGUUCCAGGGGCAUACAGACACGGUGACGUCGGCAGUGUUCACCGUGGGCGACAACGUGGUGUCUGGCAGUGACGACAGAACCGUCAAGGUGUGGGACCUCAAGAACAUGAGGUCGCCUAUCGCCACCAUCCGCACUGACUCGGCUGUCAAUAGGAUAAGCGUGUCGGUCAACCAAAGAAUCAUUGCUCUUCCUCACGACAAUCGCCAAGUCCGACUGUUUGACAUGUCAGGAGUACGGCUGGCACGGCUCCCGCGCAGCAACAGACAGGGCCACCGGCGCAUGGUGUGCUGCUCCACCUGGUGUGAGGACAACCCCUCCUGUAACCUGUUCAGCUGUGGCUUCGACCGGCAAGCCAUCGGAUGGAACAUCAACAUCCCAGCCCUGCUGCAGGAGAAAUGAGCCUAGCCCACAUAGGUCCAGAGUGAGUCCAGAGCCCCCAGCCUGGUACCAGCCUGGCCCAACUGCUCUUUGAGCCCAAUCUUAAGGGCUCUGAUGUGUGGGACUCCCUCAGGCAGGUUGGGGGAGAAGAUUGACCGAGGGCCACGCCCGGCCUCUCUUUCUCUCUCUUGCUCUCUCUCUUACUCUCUCUUUGUCAGUCAUGUUCUUCUCACACUGAAGGUGGUCUGGUCUGCAUGGUCUGAAUAUACAUACCCAACUACAUACAGAUGUAAGUGUGUGUGUUUGCUCUGUGGUGUGGUGGUUUUUCCAAACUUGCCCAUUAUGUACAGAAAAUGUGAAGGACUACUCUUCAUGUUAACGUUGGGCCUGUUUUGUUCAUUUUAUUCAGCUGCUGACUAUAAAAAGCACAGUGACAAAAAUUUGAUUUACUAGGGGUCUUAAUGUAGUAGGUUUUAUUUCAGAACUGGUCGGUUCCACUUUGAUUGUUUGACUUAGGCGAUGAGACUAAUGGAGCAUUUCACAAGGACGUGUUCUGGCGCGUCUGCUUACUACCCAUCUGACCUGCUCUGAUGUAGCUCGCCAGGCUAUCUCUCCGCUGUAAUCAGCGGUGCCACACUUUGACAAGGUGUUCAAGGGCCGUUAAUGGCUACCGCUGGUCCGUUGAGCACCGAAUCAUGAACCCACACUGCCUGGGCCGUUAUGUGGGUCACCUUUUGAACAUGUUUUUUUUGGGUUAUUUUUAUAAAACCAUUUUAUCCUAAGAACCACAGGAGCUCUUGUACAGAAUCCUAGUCCUAGAGAAUGUGUUGUAUCAUUGGAGUUGGGUUGUGUGAACGCCCCGUGUCUAAGAGGUCAAGGUGAGUCGUCUUCACCAUUUUCAAUAGGUGCUUUACUUGUGUAUAAGAAUCAUAAAUAAGUCCUAGACUGCCACGAAAUCCUUUUAGAUGUAGAGUUUACCAACAAUAUUGACGGGUAAAGUGUUUCUUAGAAUAUUUCAACUGUGCCAUUAGUCAGUGCUGCAAACCUGUUACAGAGUCAAUAAGCAGUCAUAUCUGUUACCACAUGGUACUUCCUUUGCGUAAGUGGAAAUCUGUUUGCAAGCGCUUUUUAACGCAGUCGUUGUAACAUGCUUGGUGGUUAUGGUGUUAAUAUCUGCUGCUAAAACAUCCGACUGCAUAUAGAAACCUAAAAGAAGAGAUUGUUGUCAAGUGUUUUCAGCAAACAGUGUGAUGCCAUGAAGUACCCGUGUCCUUUUACAUGAAGACAAUUGAUGUUGAGCUUUAACAUUUUGAGUGUAAUUGUAAUCCACAUGGCAGACCGUUGACUUGGCAACGUUCCUGCUCUCGCCCCCCCAAAAAAAGAACCCAAAAUGAUUCAUCUAAAAUAUGUAUAUCAUGAGUGUAAUUGACAAGCCAGCUUUAUUGCAGUAGUAAAUGCUUCUGUGGAAGAUAAGAUAUGCGUAAUGUUUUGACAACUUCUAACAAGUACAUUGGUAGUAAUACAAUAACGGCAAAAUUGAACAUAUUUUUUGCCAAAUUGAAGUGUUAUUGUAUAUGUAUCAAAAGGUGCUAAGGCACGUGUAUAAGAAGCCCCCAUUUUUAAGUGAGCAUAACUUUCCAUCCACAUUGAAUGUCACAUCUGGUGCCAAUUAAAUGUAAUAUAUUCAGAUAUAUUCAAAGUGGCCAUUUGGCUUAAUAGUGUUUUCCUGCUGCAGAUUUUAUUAGCCUUUUACGUUUAUUACGGAGUGGGUGCACUUUCUUCAUUUCUACUAAUUCACACUGUUCAGUUAAAUCAGUUGCAUUGGCUUGGUAGGUUUCAAAGACUAACGUAUUGUUUCUUCAAUCUGUAGAGGUUUUGCACAAACCUCAAACACUGAUUUCUGUAAUUAUUUUUACUGUGUCAUUUACAUCCUGGAUGUCCAGUCCUUCUCCAGAUUGUGUCACACAUUCUUAAGCAUGAGUAGCUUCAGUGAAGGCUGGUGAGGGGAAGAUGGCUUAUGAAAGUGACAAGCAUGCAAUAAAUGGAACCAUGUCAAAUAGAUGGAAUGCAGAAGUUGCUUGUGUUUAAUUUCAUUUAUUCCAUUCCAAACAUUAGAAUGAGCCAAUGAUAUAAUGUGACACAGCCACCACUGACUGGGUCACAACCUGAAGUACUCGAUUCACCGAGUCAGUGAUGAUGGUGGACUGCUGAGAGGGUGAAAUAAUGGGCCGUCCCGUCCAGGAUUGUCAGCCCUGAUUGAGGUGCAAACCGUUUCGACUUGAAUUGCCUGGAAUAUCAACCAGCGAAUGUGUUCGUCACCUUCCUCUUUUAUGUUCCCUUUACAGGUUGUUUUAAAAUUCAGGCUUGUUUUUCAUUUGGUCAUGUGAAUCUGCUUCUCUGUUCUUUGCUUUGGUCUCAAAUGGCAUCCCGUUCAAUGGUAGUGCACUACAAAUGGAGUAGGGUGCUGUUUCGGUUGUUACCGCUUGUUUUAUUAACUUCGCAAUGGUUUUAGGUUGAUGAACAGAAAGCAACAGAAACCUUUGUAAAAUGAUGGAAGUUGGUGUUUACUUAGCUAAUGAUGUUGUAUGUGGUAAAAGUGGUUUAUUUGAACAAAAGCAACAACAAUUCACAUGUCAUAAAAUGAACAUUUUGCUGACGUUGUGUGAGUGAGAUGGCGAUUGUAUAAGGAACAACAACUUGUGAAAUAAAAUGUUGCACCAUUA